Messenger RNA from Acanthosepion pharaonis, 2250 nucleotides. Lineage: Eukaryota; Metazoa; Mollusca; Cephalopoda; Sepiida; Sepiidae. The record is from the annotation of a GenBank genome assembly.
AUGUUGUUCUCUCUCUCUCUCUCUCUCUCUCUCUCUCUCUCUCGCACUCUAUCUAUCUAUCUAUCUAUCUAUCUAUCUAUCUAUCUAUCUAUCUAUCUGCUCUUUCACAUAUGUCUGUCUUUUCCCAUCACUCUCUUAUUACUACAGUCUGUUCAUAACUAUCUAUCUCUGUCCAAUUAUUUCUUUCUCUCUCUCCCUCUCUCUCUCUCUCUUGCACUAUCUAUCUAUCUAUCUAUCUAUCUAUCUAUCUAUCUAUCUAAAUCUUCUCUUUUUAUUCAUGGUUAUCUAUCUAUCUAUCUAUCUAUCUAUCUAUCUAUCUAUCUAUCUCGCUCCGUUUAUAUGUAUGUGUGUAUGUAUGUAUCUAUCUAUCUAUCUAUCUCGCUCCGUUUAUAUGUAUGUAUGUAUCUAUCUAUCUAUCUAUCUAUCUAUCUAUCUAUCUAUCUAUCUAUCUAUCUCGCUCCGUUUAUAUCUAUCUAUCUAUCUAUCUAUCUAUCUAUCUAUCUAUCUCGCUCCGUUUAUAUCUAUCUAUCUAUCUAUCUAUCUAUCUAUCUCGCCCCGUUUAUAUGUAUGUAUGUAUGUAUGUAUGUAUGUAUCUAUCUAUCUAUCUAUCUCGCUCCGUUUAUAUGUAUCUAUCUAUCUAUCUAUCUAUCUAUCUCGCUCCGUUUAUAUGUAUGUAUAUAUGUAUGUAUGUAUGUAUGUAUCUAUCUAUCUAUCUAUCUAUCUCGCUCCGUUUAUAUGUAUGCAUGUAUGUAUGUAUCUAUCUAUCUAUCUCGCUCCGUUUAUAUGUAUGCAUGUAUGUAUCUAUCUAUCUAUCUAUCUCGCUCCGUUUAUAUGUAUAUAUGUAUGUAUGUAUGUAUGUAUGUAUGUAUGUAUGUAUCUAUCUAUCUAUCUAUCUAUCUCGCUCCGUUUAUAUGUAUGUAUGUAUGUAUCUAUCUAUCUAUCUAUCUAUCUAUCUAUCUAUCUAUCUAUUUCGCUGCCCUUUUUCUUUUCCUCUUCUUUAUUCUUUCUUUCUUUUCUUUUUUCUUUCUUUCUUUCUUUCUUUCUUUUCAUUUUUCUUUCUUUCUUUCUUUUUUCUUUAUUUCUUUCUUUCUUUACUUUUUCUUUCUUUACUUUUUCUUUCUUUCUUUCAUUCUUUUUUCUUUACUUUUCUUUCUUUCUUUUACUUUUCUUUCUUUCUUUACUUUUUCUUUCUUUCUUUCUUUCUUUUUUCUUUACUUUUCUUUCUUUCUUUACCUUUUCUUUCUUUCUUUACUUUUUCUUUCUUUCUUUCUUUUUUCUUUACUUUUCUUUCUUUCUUUACCUUUUCUUUCUUUCUUUACUUUUUCUUUCUUUCUUUCUUUCUUUACUUUUUUCUUUCUUUCUUUUCCUUUUUUUUUCUUUCUUUUCUUUUUUCUUUCUUUUUUUCUUUUUUUCUUUUUCUUUCUUUUUUUCUUUACCUUUUCUUUCUUUCUUUACCUUUCUUUCUUUUUCUUUUUUUCUUUCUUUCUUUCUUUUUUUUACUUUUCUUUCUUUCUUUCCUUUUCUUUUUCUUUCUUUCUUUUUUCUUUCUUUUUUCUUUCUUUCUUUUCUUUCUUUCUUUACUUUUCUUUCUUUCUUUACCUUUUCUUUCUUUCUUUACUUUUUCUUUCUUUCUUUCUUUUUUCUUUACUUUUCUUUCUUUCUUUACCUUUUCUUUACUUUUUCUUUCUUUUAUCUUUUCUUUCUUUCUUUCUUUCUUUACUUUUUCUUUCUUUCUCUUUUCUUUACUUUUCUUUCUUUCUUUACCUUGUCUUUCUUUCUUUACUUUUUUUUCUUUCUUUCUUUCUUUCUUUCUUUUUUCUUUACUUUUCUUUCUUUCUUUACCUUUUCUUUACUUUUUCUUUCUUUUAUCUUUUCUUUCUUUCUUUCUUUCUUUACUUUUUCUUUCUUUCUUUCUUUUUUCUUUACUUUUCUUUCUUUCUUUACCUUUUCUUUUUUUACUUUUUUUCUUUCUUUCUUUUUUUUUUCUUUUUCUUUCUUUCUUUUACCUUUUCUUUUACUUUUUCUUUCUUUUUAUUUUUUUUUUUUCUUUCUUUCUUUACGUUUUCUUUCUUUCUUUAUCUUUUCUUUUUUUACUUUUUCUUUCUUUCUUACUUUCUUUCUUUCUUUCUUUCCUUUUUCUUUCUUUCUUUCUUUCUUUACUUUUCUUUCUUUCUUUACUUUUUCUUUCUUUCUUUCUUUCUUUCUUUACUUUUUCUUUCCUCCAUUUCCUUGAUGUAUAUUUGCUCCUAA